ACCAUGUCGGACUACGUAUCGGCGUCCGCCAUCAAGGACCUCCUCACCGAGUGCCCAAUAUGUACAGAACACUUUGAUGAGGUCAGACGGACACCUCGUCGCAUGCCCUGCUGUGUACAGUCAAUAUGUCAGGCUUGUCUAGAGACGUACAGCAAAGGACUCCCAACGUUAUCAUGUCCCAUGUGUCGACACCAACAUAACCUGGCGGGCGGUGUCAAGUCUCUGCCCAAAGAGCCUAUCAUCCUAAGACUCCUGGACCAUCUGAAGAUUGUGAAAGGGCUUCAUCUGCCAUGUACAGAUUGUCCUGAUGGUAACCCUGCCAUGUCCAGAUGUGAUGACUGUGGCGUCUUCCUGUGCCAAGAAUGUCUAAAUGCCCACAAAAGAGUUAAGUCGAUGCAAGAUCACCAAACUGUCAGUUUCAAGGAAAUGAAAAAACAACCAGGUAAAAGUUUCAAACGUCACCAUAAGUGUGCACAACACGACCAACCUCUACAGUUCUACUGCUACACUUGUGAAAAGAUCGUCUGUGUGUCCUGCACUGUAGUGGACCACAAGGAAGGGAAUGGACACAACGUUGUAUCCGUGAAUGAAGCACACCAAAAAAAGGCAAAGUCCAUUGACGAUACCUUAGUCAAGCUGAGGCAGAAGGCAGAGAGACUUGAGGAAAUAAAACAAGGUCUCAAGGAAAGACAUUCAAACAUACAGGUGUCAAAACAUGCUGCCGUGGUUGACAUCAACAAAGCCUUUGACGAAUUGAUUGAUGAAAUACAGCAGAGGAGAGCCAUUCUGUUGUCAGAUGUUGAAGGGAGAUCCAGCAAGAUUCUGAAGCUGACACAGGAGGAACUGGAUUCCACCAGUAAUAUUCUAGCAAAAGUGACAUCAUCUAUCAAGUACACACGACAGAUGCGGAGUAAAGCUGACAUGAUAGAGGAUCUACAAAGGAUGGGGUCUUCAGCUGCCACCUUGAGCGCCAUGUUGGAGAUGUCACCAAAGGCGUCACUUGUAAGAGCUGGUGUCAGCUUUGCUUCAACUUGCUUCAAUAAAAUUACCCCCUUGUUGAAGAUGGCCGGUCUCGUCAAAUCAGUUGUCUUUUCACCAAAAGAGAAUUCAAGUGAAGAUGAUGACCUGAACGAUGCAAUCACUAUUGAACACGAGUAUGUGCCACAAGCUGCAUAUAUGACCGGGCAGCCGUUGGGAGUAAAAGGAUCGCUCGCAUAUGCGGAUCUGGAAUGGGACUCCAGUAUUGCAAGUGACGAUCUGACGGUUUCGGGGCCAGUUGUCACCAAUGGCAAACAAGAACAUCUUCCACCAAGGACAGGAUGCCGACAACUUUCACCUCGCACUGUCCUGACAUCAACACCUCUGGUCAUCAGGCCAGGACAGACCAUCAUGUACGGCAUGGAGGUCACAUACUCUGUCAUAACACCAGCGGAUAACAAUAAAAUUAUUUUCGAAGCAACUUUGACUGGCAGCCCUUUUGAUGCUUACAAGCUGCAGACAACUGGAUUGAGUGUAUUGUUUGUAACAUGCGCAGCUGACAAUGGAAUAUGUCUAAAGGUGUACUACAACGGACUAUAUCUGUCCGAUGACAACCUUACACUGAACGAGAGUGGUACACCUUACAGCCUGGAUUUGGGAUUCGUUCUUGAAGAGGAAACACAUAAGGUCCAUGUCCUGGACCUUAGUCAACAGAAACUCGUCACAUCUGUAACUCCCUUCCCGUUUGAUAAACCUCUCUGGGUCAUGAUUAAUUUUGGAUCUCAUCCUAACACCCACUUAACCUGUAAAUUAUCAUCACAGAAAGGAAGGAACAUGCAUGACGAAAUAGAACGCUUGAUCCACGAGUAACUGGAAAACGAGCUGAUUGACGAUGCCAAGCUGAUAAUGCAGACAGAGAAAGAACACUUCGUCUUUAAUGUGACCAUUGUAUGCCAAUAAAGCCAUAAUGAAUUGUUAGAUAGGCAUUACAUGUACUUAGAAGUUGACGGAUGACAAAGUAGACACAAUUUAUGAAUAACAACUUCUUUAAUACUGUAAAGGCGACGUUUCGGUAUAGUUCCUUGCUUGACAACGGUAUAAGGAUUUAUACCUUUACAGUAUUAAAGAAAGAGUUAUCCAUAAAUUGUGUCUACUUUGUAAGCCAUAAUGGUGUCCACGUAAGCAAGGUUGUAUAUAUAGCUGUACAUUCAUUAAAAUCACUGUCUUGAGUCCGGUAAGUUCAUGCACAAACUUGGACAACAAGAAAAUGAUCAAUCAUUUCAUCAUUGAUGUGGCCAUUAUAGGCCAAGGAAACGAGUAAAUAUGAAACGUCACAACUUCUGACAUGGUUUCAGUUGCCAGUGAAUAGCGGUACGUUAGCGCCUUUGUGUGUUCAUAUUUGAUGUUGAACACUUAUUGUCUUUUUAUGGGAUUCCAGGUUAGAUUCGGUUUCUAGCAACCUAUGCUGGUCGUAAGAAGCGACUUAAUGGGUCGGGUUGUCAGGCUCGGUGACUUGGUUGAUGGCAUGUCACGUAACCCGACGCCGUGGAAUGUUGCUCAUAAUAUCAACCACUGGGCUGUCUGGUCCACACUCGAUUAUAUACCAGGAAUAUUGCUGAGUGCGGCGUUAAACAACUAACACACAAGUUUUGGGAGUUCACAAAUGUUCAACCCAUGUUGUUUUCUUCAUAGUGUUGACUGCUUGUGAAGUAACUCCGUUGUUUGUUUCACAGUAUCCAUCUUGCAGCAGGUGAAACUGAUAUCGUUAUGUAUAUUCUAUAUGAAUGAGGCCAGCAGAGUGUACAGCAUGCGUUGCGUAUUCUUACAUGGUUAGUGUCACAUGAUCUGUAGUUGUUUGGUAAUGCUUCCCGUUUCAUUAGCGACGUAAUUUAUAUAGGUGUUAUUCUGUCACAAGUAUCUGGCUAUGAUAAUUUUUGACAAAUACAAGCGCGGCCAAUGUGUUCAAAGUUUUCCUUUGGUAUUAAUCGACAUGUGUUGUAUACAUUCAGACUCUUUAUGAAAAGUAUUAAGUAUAUUUUUAGGGCGCUACAUAUUCCACAAUUUCUAU
This is a messenger RNA of Haliotis rufescens (red abalone), 3046 nucleotides long. RefSeq names its product tripartite motif-containing protein 45-like. Bases 4 to 1848 code for a protein of 614 amino acids. The record is from RefSeq and is a predicted model, not a curated record. Lineage: Eukaryota; Metazoa; Mollusca; Gastropoda; Lepetellida; Haliotidae. The transcript is spliced from 3 exons. Gene Ontology annotation, biological process: positive regulation of DNA-templated transcription. Gene Ontology annotation, molecular function: ubiquitin-protein transferase activity; zinc ion binding. Gene Ontology annotation, cellular component: nucleoplasm; chromatin.